UGUUUCCAAUCUGCGUUACCUACUCCAGCCAGCAGAUGGCGAUUUGCGUCUUUCAGCUGACUCUUCAUGCGUGACGUAUAAUGGACUGGACGGGACGCUUCUUCAGGAACAACAACACGGCUACUUUUUCAACCACCUCGGUAGCUUGCUAGCUAAUUUAAAUGCGAAACAUUGACGCUUUAGACCAUGUUUAUGUACAUUAGCUAAUCUCAGUGUUUUAAACACAAUUCUGUUGACGCUUCUACUGGUUAACUUUAAGCUAAUUUGGUUGUUCAAUUUGCAAACUUGUUAAAGAUUGAUACUGAGCCUAGCACUAGGCUAGUCGCUAAUGUUAACUAGCUAGCUAACAUCCCGGACCAUGAGCUCACUAAACUACUCGCCCCUUGCUAAAGAAGAGGAGGUCUACUGGACUGAGAAAGAAGCUCUGGGAAUGAACAUUGUCGUCAAAGAAGAAGAAGAAGAGGGUGUUACAGUGAAGGGAGAGAAGUCUCCGUUUGGAGAGGAAGAGGGGAUGGAGGCUGUCACAGUGGAAGAGGAGGAGGAAGAAGCUUUCAGAAUGAAAAAGGAGAAAAAGGAGAAUAUCACACUGAAAGAAGAGGAUGAGGGUAUUACAGUGAAAUAUGAGAAAGAACAUAUUGUAGUGAAAGAGGAAGAGGGGAUAGAGGCUGUCACAAUGGUAGAGGAGGAGCUAGACACUUUCAGAAUGAAAGAGGAGGAUGUUAUAGGGGAAAAAGAGGAAGAACCUUUUAGAGAGGAAGAGGAUGCUAUCUCAAUAAAGGUGAAGGAGGAAGUCAUUUUGGGAGUGAAAGAGGAGGAGACAGAAUAUCAAAUUAACACCAGAGAGAGACAUGACUAUUGUGGAUCCUCUGGGGAGCCUCAACAACAUCCUGAUGCUGACGAGGCAGAGAAGAGUCUCUCCAGAUCAGAACACCAGAUGGGUUACCAGGACAACGCUAGCCCUUCCGUCCUCCCGGAGUUCCCGUGUUGUGCCUCUUCUGGUAGCGCCUUACUGCUGGGUAUGAAGAGGUUGUCUGUGCUGCUGGUGGACUGCAGGAAAACAACGGGGCUGAGUGGAACUGUGAGAGGAGGAGGAGAGAAGAAAGGAUCAGAUUUGACUCAUCAAAGAGGAAAACCAACCUUGGAGGAACCAAAGACGUCCGAACCAGCAAGACGACACCUCUGCUCCCAUUGUGGAAAGAGUUUUAACCAGUUAGUUAGCUUGAAAAGACAUGAGAGGGUACACAUAAGAACGAAGCCACACCAUUGCUCUCAGUGUGGAAAGAGUUUUAAGCGGUUAGACACCCUCAAAGCUCAUGAGCGAAUACACACAGGGGAGAAGCCAUGCCAUUGCGCCCAGUGUGGAAAGAGUUUUACCCAAUUAGGAAGCCUGAAAGAACACAUGAGACUGCACACAGGGGAGAGGCCUUACCACUGCUCCCAGUGUGGAAAGAGUUUUAACCAGUCAGGAAGCCUGAAAGCUCAUGAGCGAAUACACACAGGGGAGAAGCCUUACCACUGCUCACAUUGUGCAAAGCGUUUUAUCCAAUUAGGAAGCCUGAAAGAACACAUGAGAGUGCACACAGGGGAGAAGCCUUACCACUGCUCCCAGUGUGCAAAGCGUUUUACCCAUUUAGGAAACCUGAAAGAACACAAGAGACUGCACACAGGGGAGAAGCCUUACCACUGCUCCCGGUGUUCAAAGCAUUUUACCCAUUUAGGAAACCUGAAAGCUCAUGAGCGAAUACACACAGGGGAGAAGCCUUACCAUUGUUCCCACUGUGGAAAGCGUUUUAACUAUUCAGGGAAGCUGAAGGAACACAUGAGACUGCACACAGGGGAGAAGCCUUACAAAUGCUCAGACUGUGGGAAGACAUAUUACUCAUCACAGUCACUUAAACAUCAUGUGCGAAUCCACACAGGAGAGAAUAAUUACUUCUACUAGUGUGUAUAUUGAUAUUUCACAUCUCAUUGACUUAAAAUUCAUCAGAGAACAUACACAGUGCUCCAAUUGUCUUAUAUUGUUGACUGAUAAUGUGUUUACCUGUUUGUACCAUAUUAAAUGAAAUGGUUCAAAGUAUACUCAAAUAUAUGUUUUUGUAAUAAAACAUGAAUUGAAUAUGGAGUAUGUCAGUUUGAAUAUAGAGUAGAUCAGAUUCCAUGUGUUUAAAUGGUCAUUUCUUAAACUCUGAAACUGUGUGUGUGUUUAUCUGGGUGUCAUUCCUCCAGCACUACAGAUAAUACAGUGAUAUUUGGAUGUGAUGCAUUUGUUCCGUUUUUUACAUUUGCAUUGUUGGUCCACUGAUGAUUUAAUGAAAUGAAAAUGUUCACAGAGUCUGUAAUGCAAAAUUUUAAUUGUAUGUGUCCACAUAUCUGCGUAUGUGACUAACCUUGUGAAACUGUUCCUGGGAGUAUCAUCCUGUGUUGCAAACCAGCUGCACCUAUGUCCUUGAAUGAAUAAAGUCCCUCCCAGGAACAGGAAACUAUAAAGAUAUGUGCUCAUCACCCAAUGCUUCAGGAAUUCAGACUGUCUACACUGCGCUGUGUAACUCUGUUAUUCUCUCUGAGCUCAGAAAUAAAGAAUCUUGGUUUGA
This is a messenger RNA of Salvelinus fontinalis (brook trout), 2591 nucleotides long. RefSeq names its product gastrula zinc finger protein XlCGF57.1-like. The transcript has 4 exons. NCBI's taxonomy places the organism in Eukaryota, Metazoa, Chordata, Actinopteri, Salmoniformes, Salmonidae. The record is from RefSeq and is a predicted model, not a curated record. Bases 359 to 1942 code for a protein of 527 amino acids. Gene Ontology annotation, molecular function: DNA-binding transcription factor activity; RNA polymerase II cis-regulatory region sequence-specific DNA binding. Gene Ontology annotation, biological process: regulation of transcription by RNA polymerase II.